CAAAGAGGCUUACGCAGGCACCGCAAGGUGAACGAAGCUUUUCCUGUGCUCCAGCCGUCAAAGUAGUAGCUCUUUGCUGUGCUUUCUCGCGGCGGCUGCAUAUUGUUGACCACUUGCAUACAUAUUGUUGCGUCACUGCACAUUGCUCUCACGGACAUCACCGCUCUCACAACUGCACAUUGCUCGCACGAGGCAUCACUGCUCUCACAACUGCUCUCACAACUACUACCGAUUCACACACAAGCAACAUGCUCGCUCUCCGACACCUGGCGCGGCGCACGGCCGCGCGCGGCUUCGCGACGUCGACGAACAGCCGGACGUGGAAGGUCUACUUGAGUGGUGAGAUCCACAGCGACUGGCGCGAGGUCAUCGGCGACGGCGUGGCCCAGCGCAACCUGCCCGUGACGAUCGACGCGCCGAACACGAGCCACGAGGACUCGGACGACUGCGGCGCCAUCAUCCUCGGCGACGAGGAGAAGCGACCGAACUACGACAACAAAGGCGCGCGCCUGAACCUGAUCCGCACGCGGACCCUGAUCGACGACGCGGACGUCGUCGUCGUGCGCUUCGGCGACAAGUACCGCCAGUGGAACGCGGCUUUUGAUGCUGGCUACGCGACGGCCAAGGGCAAGGCCCUCGUGACGCUGCACCCGCCGGGCGUGUCGCACAUGCUCAAGGAGGUCAACGCGACGGCGCUCGCCGUCUGCGAGGACGCGUCGCAGGUCGUCGACGUCCUGGACUACGUCAUCACGGGCGCCCUGCCGGAGCCGCGCGACGGCCCGGGCUUCAAGACGAUGAUGGAGCGCCAGGGCGCGGGCAACCCGAACCCCGGGGGCUGAUGAGUGUAGGCUCCUAACUAAACCUAACCUACUAGCGCC
Molecule: messenger RNA, 878 nt
Organism: Pelagomonas calceolata
Lineage: Eukaryota; Pelagophyceae; Pelagomonadales; Pelagomonadaceae
Source: the annotation of a GenBank genome assembly